Messenger RNA from Pterocles gutturalis (yellow-throated sandgrouse), 894 nucleotides. RefSeq names its product centromere protein L (gene CENPL). NCBI's taxonomy places the organism in Eukaryota, Metazoa, Chordata, Aves, Pterocliformes, Pteroclidae. The transcript is spliced from 3 exons. The annotation marks the transcript as partial. The record is from RefSeq and is a predicted model, not a curated record.
GAAAAGGUAGAUCCCCAGAGAACAACGUUUUUACUGCGCAAGCAGUGGAGCUUAUACAGCGUGACGCCUCUGUACAGGUUCUCUGACGCUCACCUGAGGGAUUACUCGAGGCUGCUCAGUGCCUUUAUCGCUGCCGAGAAGCAGAAGGGGCUGGCGGGGGGGGGAGGGGGGGAGGGGCUGGCGGUGGAGGUAGGGGUGGAGCUGGAUGUCAAAGUGGCUAUCUCCAGCCUUCCCGAGCUGAAAGGUAGCAACCGAGACCAGGCUGCGGUUCUUGUGCAGCUUUCUUUGAGACCAUCAGCUUUCUCAAAAAACUCAGAAGAGAAACUGAUAUGGUCAGGCUGUUUCUGCUCUGUGUCUGGAGAUGACCUUUCUGAGAACAUGCGAGAGGACUUCACUUGUUUACCUUUGUUUCUUGCUAAUGGGGCAGAGAGUUACACAGCCAUUGUUGGAAGUUGGUUUCAGAAGACUUUUGAUUGCUGCUUCCACCGUUUAGCCAUCAGCCCUUUCACUCUCAGCUGGAUGGCAGCUAUGUGGACUGGAUGCAAAGUGGACAAAACUGCAUCUGCUGUGGAACUUGUUUUCUCUGUCCCUUGUCUGCCCCAGCCUCUGGAUAUUUCGUAUGCCAUUCAUCCAGAAGAUGCAAAAGCUCUGUGGGACACAGUCCAAAAAACUCCAGGAGAGGUCACUCAAGAAGAGGUGGAUGUCUUUAUGGAUUGUCUUUACUCUCACUUCCACAGACACUUUAAGAUCCACUUGUCAGCUACAAAACUGGUGAAAGUUUCUACAGCGAUUGCCUCAGCACAGUGUGAUGGGAAUAUAAAGUUUCUACAAAGCCAAUACCUAACCGGAGUGUUGAUGCUACUGACAGAACUAGCGAUCUCUCAGAUACAGUGA